Molecule: messenger RNA, 1077 nt
Organism: Mesocestoides corti
Lineage: Eukaryota; Metazoa; Platyhelminthes; Cestoda; Cyclophyllidea; Mesocestoididae
Source: the annotation of a GenBank genome assembly
AUGGUACUCACCCUUAACACUUUCGGCAGUCUCCGAACUGGUGGCGAGCAAUUUCCCACAACAAGUCGUUCCACGCUCUCACCCACCCUGGCGACGGCGCGUGAGGAGCGUGUGGACCCCAGCCAACCCGGCGCCUCGAUGCAGCCACUCUUUCAGAUGAACGCCAAUGAGAAUUUCGGGGCGUUUCCAUCUUCCACGGCCUUCCCGCCGCCGAAUUCCGCCUUCCCUGCCGCCCCCAACAAGAAUGGUUCCUCCGUCUUCGGAGCCGACCCCUUUGACCCUGUGUGUAUGUGGGUUACUGGUUUGGAAACUGCGUGUUUCGCUUUAUCGUCGGGUCGCCCAGAAACCACGGCCCAACCCUUCGCCCGAAAUUUUCAUUGGCGUUCACCUUCGCACGACACGGUGUCUGUUUCUGGAAAAGUUGCGUUAGAGAUGGUGCCGAAACUGUACAGUAGCCAAUCACGGCUCGUUACAUCUGUUGUAGGUUCUGGCGACGCCUUCGGCUUCGGCACACAGCCCGCCAACUUCGCCACCGCAUCGUCUUCCCACGACCUGGAUCCCUUCGUGCCUGUCCAGCAGAACUCACCCGAUCCCUUUAGCCCGCAGCUCAAGGGUUCUUCCGACCAUCAUUCCAAGUCCUCCUUCGACUCCAACAAGUUUGACGCUGUCUUCGGUAGCGCGCCAACAGAGAGCACGCCGUUCUCGUCCAACGCGUCGAGCAACAGCAAGAAGGUUCCUCCACCGCGUCCCGCCACCCAGCCCAACGUCAGCAAACAUAGAGGCAGUCACACGGAUGGCGCUGCACGUCAAAAUGACUCUCCGAAAGGCAAACUUCGCGGAGUCUUCGGCAAAGCUGGUGGCGGCGGUGCUGGUAAGUCCUUGUUGACGCGUUCCACGAGUUCCAAUCACAGCGGUCAAGGUGGCGCCGGGCAUCACGUAAUGUCGGAGGAGGAGCAGCUGAGGUGGGCCACCCUGGAGAGUCGGCGGUCGGCCGAGCAGGAGGAGAUGCUGCGUGCGAAGGAGGAGGCCGAUUUGGAACUGGCGCUUCGACUCUCUCGCUUGGAGUCCGGCACCUAG